Fomitiporia mediterranea MF3/22 is the source of this 895-nucleotide messenger RNA. RefSeq lists its product as uncharacterized. Bases 62 to 895 code for a protein of 277 amino acids. Lineage: Eukaryota; Fungi; Basidiomycota; Agaricomycetes; Hymenochaetales; Hymenochaetaceae. The record is from RefSeq and is a predicted model, not a curated record. The transcript has 3 exons.
CUAUCCACCACCAAUUUGCAACACAGCGCCUUCACCAGUGUGCAGCCACUGAACUAAGACUAUGUCAUCAGCGACACAAGACUCUCAAACAAAGAACUCUCCCCAUCCGUAUGGUACUAGAGAUGUGUCUGCUCCAGGCGCAUCCGCAAAUUCUUCUGCAGGCGUGCAAAGUCCCGUACCGGAGACCCAUGGGGUAGUCGCAGCCGCCGGCGCAUCGAGAGCCGACGUUGGAAGUGGCCAGAAUGUAUCUGGUCAAGGACAGUCGCCUGCUCCGAGUCAGACGUUAAAUUCAAGCCAGAGUCGAAGUGGUCAGAAGAACUUUGUUGAUGGUCAAAACACCGGAACUGGUAGUGAACGACCUGCUGAAGAAGAGGGUGGAGCUGCUCGCGGUUCAGGUACUGGCGCAUGCAGUGACACAGGCGCAGGACCUGAAGGCGGAUACCCUAAACAGCUGCACGCCGGAAAACUGGAAGGACGUGGACCCGAGUACUGGAAAAUGCAUGGAGUCACUAUUGGUGAGCGAUUGCAAGGCGUGCGCGAAGAGAUUAAAGGAACGAUAAAGCACGACCCCGAGUUGAAAAAGACAGGGAAAGAACGCAUGACCGGCGAGCUGAAGCGCAAGCAGUUGGAUGAGGGGAGCAACGCGGAUCCUUUCAAUACCGCUGGUGGUGACAGCAAGAGUAAAGAUGAUAAGGAGGAAGAAGAAGGGAACGAUUCGAAGAAAACUCGCACGGAAAGGACAGACGAGCCUGGUUUGACGGAGAAUCCGCAAGCACAUCCGACGGACAAGGGUAGGGAAGAGCAAGCCGCUAGUGUACAACCCGAAGGUACAGGAUCCAUGUCUGGUCAGAGCCGAGCGAAAGAAAAUGCUGCAAGCGGUCUGUACUCUCAGUAG